AUGACAAAUUUCGACUUCAAAGCCGUUUCUGGCAACGGCCCAUCGCCUCCGAAAGUCGCUUUUCACACAUGCUCUGUAGUACAAUACAAGCUGUACAUUUUUGGCGGGUUAGAUGACAAGAAAUGUGUACAAAACGGACUAUUUUGCUUCGAUACUUCUUGCAAUGAGUGGACUGAACUGACUCGAGUUGAAAGUGAAGCUAGUUCAAAAGCAGGACGAUUUGGCGGUUUUCGGAUAUACGAAGCGCCAAAACUCAGUCACCACACAGCUAAUGUGAUAGACGAACGUCUUAUAAUAUUUCUUGGCGGUUGGACAGGCCAUAAAAGAAGUUCCGAUGUAUAUUAUUACGACACUACAGAGAAUACGUGGUUUCAAAUUCAGACCAGGGGAGAGAUCCCCGCAGGACUGAGCUCUCAUACAAGUACUCUAGUCUCGGAAAGUGAACUGCUUAUUAUCGGACGGGAGGGCGGGGUAAGGACGCAACGACGGUCCGGCGACGCAUUCCAUUUCAAUGUUAGAACCGGUGUAUACAAAGAAGCGCAAAUGCAUGUUUCGUCUCGGUCUGGGCACACUGCAAACCUUGUAAAAACCCACCUCGGGAAAAGCUAUGUAUUAUUUGUACAAGGUGGUCGAAAAGGUGACAAUCACCAGCUUAUUGGUCGCUGGAAUAAGAAGCCCGAACAAGGAACCGUACUUGGAAAUGAUAAAAUAGCAGAUCCACUUUCAAAGUGGGUAGCAUGCGAUAAGCCUACGGGAAGACAACACUGUGUGUCGGUUGAGCUGAACGAUAGGCACUUGUUAUUUUUCGGAGGCGAAACGUGGAGCGGGGUGCGGAAUAAUGUUACCAACGAGGUGUAUAUUUUAGAUUGUUGCAAGAUGAAGUGGCAUAGGCCUGGGGAGGUAAGGGGGGCGGUACCAUGCCUAACUGGACAUACCAUGGGUAUGGUGGGUGACAAAGUGUAUAUUUUUGGUGGGUUGUUAGAUGGUAAAUGUAGUAAUGGUAUUUGGAUGGUGAAUUUUUAAUGCCAGAAAAAAGUGUACCAUACUCAACUGGUCAUACCACAGUAUGGUAGGUGACAGUCUGGAUGGUGAAUUUCAAUGCCAGAUAGAGAGGUGGUAUACCAUAUUAUUUUUUGUAUGGUAACACUCACAGAAUGUUUGGUACAUUGUUAUGCUGAAAAUGUAA
Messenger RNA from Paramuricea clavata, 1186 nucleotides. NCBI's taxonomy places the organism in Eukaryota, Metazoa, Cnidaria, Anthozoa, Malacalcyonacea, Plexauridae. The record is from the annotation of a GenBank genome assembly.